Messenger RNA from Frankliniella occidentalis (western flower thrips), 336 nucleotides. RefSeq lists its product as uncharacterized. Gene Ontology annotation, molecular function: CoA-ligase activity. The transcript is spliced from 2 exons. The record is from RefSeq and is a predicted model, not a curated record. The coding region runs from base 1 to 336 and encodes 111 amino acids. Lineage: Eukaryota; Metazoa; Arthropoda; Insecta; Thysanoptera; Thripidae.
AUGCUCACAACUUUCCACACAAACACGGAAUGUGAUACAUCAACACACACCGCCGCUGUUUCUCCAACAGAGUUGGAAAGUGUCAUACGUCAGAUCCCUGGUAUUGCUGAUCUCGCCGUUGUUGGAAUUCCAAAUGAGAGGUAUGGUGAAGUGCCUGUUGCCUUUGUCGUGCUUCAGCCUGGAUCCAAGGUGCAAGAAAAUGAUAUCAUCUCAUUUGUUGAGCCUAAAGUGGCACCAUACAAGAGGUUGACAGGAGGAGUGAAAUUUAUAGAGGCUAUCCCAAGAAAUGCUGGUGGCAAAGUGUUGCGUAAUGAAUUGAAAAAAAUGAUGGCAUAA